Molecule: messenger RNA, 1080 nt
Organism: Fusarium oxysporum Fo47
Lineage: Eukaryota; Fungi; Ascomycota; Sordariomycetes; Hypocreales; Nectriaceae
Product: fido domain-containing protein
Exons: 2
Coding region: 1-1080 (359 amino acids)
Source: RefSeq, a predicted model, not a curated record
AUGGAUGACGACGCUUAUGAGUAUAACAUCCUGCAAAAGAGCCCCAAAGAACUUCACCAGGAACUACGCAGGCACAUUACAGAUGUCAAAGAAGGGCUGGAACAGUCUGAAGAUAAGUCUGACCUUGACGAACAUAUCAUAGAUGAACUCGCUCGCAUGGUCUAUGGGUCCAAUAUGAUCGAGAAUGUUGGCGGAGGUCUCGACUUCACACUAAAGCUCUGCAAAGACGUCUUCCGAGGAGGCAAAGAGCCUCCCGAAGAGAUUAGCGAACGUGACCCAGAUUACGAACAACUCGAAAUUUAUCUCUCGAAUAACGACUUACCUUGCAAACAUGCCGAUAUCCUUCAAAGUUACCGAGAGAUCGUUCAACACGCCGAGGCUGCCCGGUUCAUGAUCGAGCAAGUCUGCAUCAACAGCAAGGGCUUAUCUGAGGAUAUCAUCGUGCAAGCUCAUGGUGACCUGACAUAUAAAAUCGAAAUCAGCGAACAUAUAUCCUGGAACGUAUACAGUGGACGGUACCGGUUAUGGAAUGUCCAAUGUGGUUCUCAUGUCUUCAUGGACCAUAGCAAGGUCCGCAUUGCGAUGCGCGACAUGAUAGAGGAACUAGAGUCCGAUAUCAAGAAGGCUACGAACAAAGGACAAAUCGACCCGGUAGCGCUUGCAAGUAAGUACUGCCACCAGUUUGUUAACAUCCAUCCCUUUGGAGACGGCAACGGCAGGACAUGCCGUCUUAUUCUUAACACUCUCCUCAUUAAGUACGGCGGUGGGUGUCCCAUCGUCAGCAUCAGGCAGGACGGCAGAGAUCGACGAGAGUAUUUGCGCAUCGCCGUGGCGCAAAGUAUGGCGCAGCUCGCGUUUUUCACACUACAACAUGCCCGUGAUAGCAUGCUUAGGCUAAAGGAGGCAACAAAACUUAGGGUAUCUGUCCUAAAUGAUGAAAAGACUCGGAAGUUUAUUCCCGAACUCAAAAGAGGCACUUUUAACCGCCACACACGCGUCGGACAUUUUAGCGAAAUCCGGGGUUACAAGACGAAAGCUGGAAAUAAGCGCAUCUCAAAAAACUUCAGGACUUUACUCUAA